This is a messenger RNA of Porites lobata, 6770 nucleotides long. The record is from the annotation of a GenBank genome assembly. Lineage: Eukaryota; Metazoa; Cnidaria; Anthozoa; Scleractinia; Poritidae.
AUGUUUCGAAGAACCCUUCGACCGCCGUCCCAGUAUUUCAAGACUGUUUCAACUGUCGUUUUGAGAUCACAGAACACUGCGGCGGCACUGCCGAAAACAGAUGAAACCGUCUCCAGAAAGCGUGAUGUGGGAGACAGUGCCACUGUACGUCCGUUCGAAGAGAUCCCAGGACCCGGGAAAAGCUUCUGGUCGAUCGUUGAAUUUUAUCGGAAAACCAAAGGCUUUACGAAGCCAUACAAAAUGCACGAUGUCAUGUUCGCCAAAUAUGGGCCCAUUUACAAAGAAGAAUUGUUGGGUCGACCAACGGUGCAUUUAAUGGAUCCCAAUGACUUCGAGAAAGUAUUUCGCGCAGAGGGAAAAUAUCCUAAACGGCCAAACCUGUUUGAUCAUAUGACUGAACACCGUAGACGGAGGACUGGCAACCCCGGCAUAUUCCUUUCGUAAGUAGACAAAAGGUCCUUUUUGUCGGUUUUUAUUUUUGGUGGAUUUGUACUGUUUGCAUGCACAGUUCCCUGUUUUCCGCAUAAAGAUCGUCGAGCUCGAACCCGGUGUUCGAACGCUUACUUCUCAAUACAACAACUUGUUCAAGCUUCCUCCCGAUACAGCCAGAUAUCAUGACGAUCUUAAACUCCAGGGAAAAUUGAGACGGAAUGUAAACAGGCUAGUAGAAUUGAGACGGGAAGUGAACAGGCUAGUGACCCUCGAUUGACUUGUACUCCUUUACGGAAUAUGGCGUACCAUCCCCUCCGAAAUCUAAAUUCAUCAUUUAAAUGGUUUCAACUUCAACACUUGGAUUUUAUAGUUUGAUUCAAAAUUUUACACUCUUCUUUUAGAUUUCACAUCAUUGGAUUUUAAAAUGUUUUAACUCGUCUUGUGGCUUUUGAACUCAACCUUUUUAUUUGACCUUGCUCGUUGUACAUUUUCAACUCUCUUCGUCACCUUUACCUUUAUUCAAAUAUUUGUAGUCUUGAAACAGGAUUGCCAUCACGCAAGACGCCACGUCACGGUAGAACCAUGCAAUUUUCAACUCGACGCAGUGAAUUAAACUAAACACCCAACUAAUUUUCAUACGCUGUUAUUUUUUAGUAGUUUUGAUGCCUGAACCAGUGCUCUACAUUUGUUUGAGUCUGAGAUUAGAACUUGGCCCUUGAAACUCAUUCGACCUCGACCUCGUAAUAUUUUCAACUCGAGUUUUGAAUUUUCGCCUACGCUUCAGUGAUCAUUGGUCGGGACAAUAACUUUGUGAGGGUGGGAGACUCUGCUCCGCUCCGUAGAGGCCUCUUUGUUUGUGUCGUAGAGUAGCCUGGGGCCAGACUCCUUGGAGGGGACCCCCAUUCCCAUCUGCUGGCGAUACUUAGCCCUAUUUCGCUCAACGAGGAGUCAAUUCCUAGGCUAAAGAAAAAGUGAAAUCGCCCUCUUUCAAUCUUUUUCGCGAUUUUUCCAACUCGCUUUAAUACUUUGUCAAAUGUAGGCACACUCCUUGAAGAAGAGCUUGCAAAAGAGAACAUGUCAAGUUCAGAAGGUGAAUGCAACUUCGAUUCUACGCGCUUAAAUCAUCAGUAGCCAGGAAGGUUUCAAGUCUUAGCACGAUUUGCUCAUAUAUAUUUCAGAAAUGAUCAAGAGUGGUACAGACUGCGACACAGUAUCUCACCAAAAAUUAUGCGUCCUAAAAUAGUGGAAGAAAACAUCGAAAACUUCAAAGCUGUGACUAAGGACGCUAUCGCCAGGUUUGUUGAGCUGAAGGAAAAAUGUGGACCAAAUGAUCAUAUCCCUGAUUUGGAAGAAGAACUGGGCAAAUGGUCAAUGGAAGGUAAGUAGUUGGCUUCUUGUUACGCUUGAAACAAACUACGUUUAGUGUCGAAAUCAUUUCACCUUGCGGUUAUCAUAGGUUAUCUAUAUACCAUGUACUAAGUUUGCCGAAAUAGUGGAUAUUAAUCUAGAUUAAUGCAAGGCUAGACCUUUGAACGGACGGCCCACGUUGGAAGAAUGGCAACCACAGCCUUCCUUGUGGCGGGAAGGGAAGGGUGUAGUUAGCCACAAUUGGAAUCUGAAAUCCAAGUUCCACUGACAAAGGCAGGAAUCCAGUACCUGGAGUCCGGAAUCCACGGCUUGGGAUCCAGAAUUCAAGACUUUUUUGGAUUCCUUACAUUGGGCGAUAUAUUUUUUUUCGAAUCGACUUUUCUACUAAAGAAGUCUUAUUUUCCUUUAUUCACCGGCGUUAAUUAUUAUGUAUUCUCCUUUAUUCACCGUGACCGUUACCUAAAAAAACUGGCUUUUUUAUCUCCAGGUAUAGGAACAUUUGCAUUCGACACUCGUCUUGGGCUAUACCAGGACCCGCCAAAUAAAAAAGGUGUUCAUUUCAUUAACACAGUUCGUAAGCGCUUCGAGCUCUCUCAGCAGCUGACUUUUAAUCCAGUUGGGAAAGUUGCUUCUCAGUAUUUCGAGACACCAACAUUGAAGAAGUUCCUUAAGGCCUCCGACGAUCUUUUCGACAUCGGUCAGGAUCUUGUGAAGCAAAAGCUAAGGCAGCUAAAAAAUGAGAAGGAAAAGGGACUUAAUUCCUCUGACGGGCCACAAGGUAAUUCGAGAUAAAUACAGUCGUUCUCUUAGUGCAGAAAAAUGUAAAAAUUUAUUCCCUGAAAAAACCGUGAUUUAGAAUCUUAAAAGUGAUGAAAAGUUCUUACAAAUGAAAAGCACCCUUAACCAAGAUUAAUGUUAGGUAGUUACAAAAUAAGAUCCAAAUUUGAACCGCUGACAUAUUCAACAUCAUAGUAUAAAGUGAGCUUUUUGUAACUGGCGGCUUUGCCCCAAAAACUAAACUCGAAAACAAUGGCAUAGUUGUUUUUUUUCUCUUUAUCAGAGCAUAAAUGGAAAAAAUACUUUGACGGGAAAUUUCUAAAAAAUCAUUUCUUUAUCAAACUAGAAUAAUUAUUAAUUCAUUUAUUUAUCCAUUGAUUUUAGUUGUUUCGUUGUUAACAUAUAUGAUAACAAAGGGGGAACUUUCGCCAGAAGAAAUCAAUGACAUGGCACUUGGUAUGAUAAUGGCUGGAGUUGACACGGUGAGUGCAAUGCUCCAACAAACAUACAUGUAGAUAUGCAUCACUGAAAUGUCUUUAGAGCGAUUUUCGUAUGAUCUUGAAAAAUGGUUUCGGUAAGUGUUCGUUAUUGGUUUUUUCAGCCAAUGGAUGACGAAAUCAGCUUGCUUCAUAGUUUGCUAAGUUGAGCGAGUCCUAACAAAUACAAGGGGAAUUUAGAUUCUUCAGGGUUAUUUGCUUCUCCUUUUCUUUAAACCAGACAUCAAAUUCAGUACUGUGGAUGAUCUAUAACCUGGGAAAAUACCCUCACAUCCAAGAUAAGAUAUACCAAGAGGUAAAGAGUGUUGUUGGGAAGGAUGGAGAUGUCACAACAAAACAUCUUGCUAAAGUGUCAUACCUGAAGGCUUUCACCAGGGAGUCAAUGAGGUGCGCACCGUAUUGCCUAUAUUUAACUUCAAUGGAAGCUUGAUUUUUUUUACUGCAAUAACCACUUCGAAAGUCUUUAUCCUGUAAAUAGCGUAAUUAUUUAUUUUUCCUUACAUAGCUACUAUGACAUGUUGUUAUGGCGUUUAGUAAAUACUUUAGUUGCUCUGCAAACCCUAAGUAAGAAAACAGGAUAAUGGUAUCCAUUCGGGAACCGUGGAGACAGGGCUGUGUGCGUGACUUGUGGUCUGUUUCUGUUUUGAACAUCGUUAACGUUGUAGGUGAUCACACCUUUGAGGGUAAGUUUAUUUAAUAAACAAAAUAAUUAAAUAAAUAAAUAAAUAAAUAAAAUAAUGAUACUUGAUUCGUUCCAUAGUUUCUCUAUUUUACCACAGGUUAACUCCUGUGACUGGAGUGAACCUGCGAAUACUGGAACAGGAUGUCGUGUUAUCAGGAUACAAAGUCCCAGCACAAGUAAGACUCGAUUGCAACUUUCGGUAGCACCUUUAACCGUUUUUACGUCCAACACACUCGGCAAAAUUUACCCACACAAAAAAGAUGACAGGUAAACUAUUAAGUUUAUAGAAGUAUUCCUCUAAACAUUAGUGUGUUGAAAACUUGUAAAAGGUAAUAUGUUGAAAUGUAAUGAAGAAAAGAUGAUAUUAGACUUUGUGGUGGGUAAUAUGGUUUAAAGAUAACGGUUCAUCUGUCGAUAUUGCCCAAUCUAGUAUCAUAAUCUUAAGGUUUCAAAAAAUAUUAAGGCCAUGGUUCAACUAGUGAAUGAGUUUACGAUUUUGUCUUUUAUGAAUUGGAAUAUACAGGAUUGAUCACUUAGACAAGGACUGAGAAGGGGGAUGGGGGGGGUUCUCGCAUGGAGGGUAUGCUCGUCCUGUAUGCUCUCCCCGGAAGGAGACUAAUCUGGGUAUGGCUCAGGCUUUUUUUGACCCCUAAAGAAAAGCUUUUUAAUAACCACUUGCCUGAACUCGCUUAAAAGUUUGGCGCCUUGUUGGUUUAAUAGCUUUCACAAUGUGCCUUGUAUUUUUGUAGACCUUUGUUUUCUUUCAAGAAUACUGCACAGCGCGUUCCGAAAAGUACUUUAAAGAACCUUUGGAGUUUAAACCAGAACGAUGGCUGAGAGAAAACAAAGAUGAGAUUCACUCCUUUUCUAAUCAGCCAUUUGGAUUUGGAACCCGUAUGUGUGUAGGUAAGGAACUAACAUCAUCAAAAGUGUAGGUUCAAUCAUUUAAUUACGUGAUGACUAUGUCCACUCAAUCGACUUUAAUAGCCUUCUGUCUGCUGCAAUGAAGAUUGCUUUUUCUAGUCGAUCAAGCAGAUAUCAGAACGAUUUGGAAAUUAGAUUUCCCAAUCGAAGAGAUCCAAUCCCUGGAUUUAGAUUUCAGCGUUGGAUUUCGCGUUUUAUUGCCAAUUUAUAAUACGGAUUUGAAAAUCUGAAUCCAUGUUUCUCAAUCGAACGUUCCCUUAGAAACGUGACCAAGCAGACGUGCGACCUUUGUUAUAUCCCUAGUUCGCCUUGGGCAAGGUAGCUUGAGAAAACAGUCGACACUUCACGACGCCAAUACUGGUUUCGCCGCGAAAUGACGUCUGAGAGAUGAGCGCAGAAAUUCCAUAUUGAUGACGCGUCAUCUGGGUCGUACUUCUGAUUGGUUGAAGCAAAUUUCCCGCGCGGCACGACCAAUCAGAAGCGCUACCCAGAUCUGGAUAGUGACGCGUUAUCAGUAUGGAAUUUCUACGCUCAUUUCUCAGACGUCAUUUGGCGGGGAAACCAGUGAUGGCGUCGUGAAAUGUGGGCUUUUGUUUUUUCACACUAGGUAAUUAAAGACAAUCUUAGAUUGCGGACUCGACGCAGUGGAUUCUGGAUUCCAGGAUUGAAUUCCAGAUUCCUUGAUAGUGGAAAAGGGAUUCCGGAUUUUGUUCAUUAUCGGAAUUCCAGAUUCCUUGAGCUGUAUUCUGGAAUCCAAAGCCCGGGAUUCCGGAAUCCACGAGCCAAAAUUUGCCCCAUUCCAGAAUCCGGAGUACCUUACCUUGGCGACCAAGAAUAGAAUUGCAUUGUAACGGCAGAAUUAAGAACAGGGGAAACGAGUGAAGCACAACCAAUAGAAGUACAAAAUCGAGAGUUGUGUCGAGUCGAGUUUGGUGUAAUUGUGACGGACCAAUCGCAGCGUACAUAGCGUUUACUACAUUGUAAAACGUUUGACAGUACAUGGCUGAAUUGAAGAUCUAUUUUAAAAUUAUGAUUUACCGAUCUUUUUUGCAGGUCGUCGUGUAGCUGAGUUGGAGAUCUAUGUAUUUCUUUGUCAAGUAAGCAUCUGUGUUUGGCAAUUUUUGUUCUCAUUUGCGCAUAAUGCUGCAUGGGUAACUUUCACAGUCCCUCGGUGUCGGCAACUAGAAUCAUGAAUCAUGACGAUACCAUGACGAAUCAUGACGAUACCAACUGAAGGCAGAACUCUUUCCACAGUCCAGCUUCAAUGAGUCAAACAACCUUUUUUCAUUUGUCAGAAUUUCCACAUGAACCCUUGAAUCCUAGCCUGCGUACGUAGCAGCCGUACGUGUCACUCGAGGCCCUGAUAGAGAACUUGAUAUAAAAAUAGUCUAUUUAAGAAUUAUUCCACGAGUGCGCGUUGGAUGUGAGAUGGUAGAUAGCCAACUCGGUGCUACGCGCCUGGUUGGCUAUAAUCAUCUCACAUCCAACAAGUGCGAGUGGAAUAAUUGUUUUAUUAAAAACGCCCACAAAAUAUCGAGAAUUCUUCCUGACUUUAUUUGUAAAACCAACCGAUUUUCAGCUUGUUUUUAAUUUUGAGCAGACGCGUACAGUUACCAUAUUUGGAGAGCAUGGUAUAAUAUCAUACCAUGAUGGCUAAGCCAAUCACAGCUCUAGAAUUGCGUUAUCCAAUGAUUCAGCUUUUAAUAAAUAGUCUAUAUCAGGGAUUUAGACUGUCUACGACGCAGGCUAUUGAAUCCUGAAGCACGCUACUUCGAAAAUAACGAAAUGACCGGAAAAUAACCAAUUGAAAACACUGUUUAGAGGUUUUGUAGUAUUCAACAGCACAUGUAAGAGCCAAGAAAUUAACGAAUACUGAAAAGAAAGACAUAAUGAACUGCUUAGCAGCUUUGAAAGUAAAGGAGGAAUCCAAAAAAAUAAGAAAAUGACAAGAUUUUGUCCUUCUCUCUCCCCCAUAGUUCCUUCAGCGUUUUCGCGUGGAAUCGUGUCACCAGGAGCCUGUGGAGCCUCGCCAAAAGUUAGUUACUGUUCCAGACAAACCUGUUAAGAUCAGGUUGCUUGAUCGCCUUUGA